AUGGAAGGUCAAGGAACUUCCAAAUCAAAACGAACCAAUGCCAAGGAUGGACAAGAAAAACAAUCGCGUAGGCUAUGGACUCCUAAGGAGGAAGAGGCCCUACUAGCGUGCAUGUUGGAUGCAAUCUCGGAAAAAGAUGGGUGGAAAGCCCAUAAUGGUUUCAAGUCGGGCUUCUACGUUGAAGUUGAGAAAGGCUUGCAAAAGCUAUUGCCCGGGACCACUCUCAAAGCUCAACCAAACAUAGAGUCAAAGGUCAAAUAUUGGAAGGAAAAGUAUGGUCAUAUUGCUGACAUGAUACGGCUAAGUGGCUUUGCGUGGAAUCAUGAAACUAACUCCAUCGAGGUGGAUUCGGAGGACGUGUGGAAGGAAUAUGAGAAGUUCAAUCCCAAAGUGAAAGGCAUGAAUGGGAAAUCUUUCCCCAUGUUUGAGAGUUGGCAAAUUUUAUUUGGGAUUGAUAGGGCAACGGGUGAUUUUGCGGAGGAUGCGGCGGACUUAGACAAUUGUGACCCCGUUGAAAGCCCAAACCCCGAUGAAAUCCCAAACAUGGAUGAGUACUUGGAAGAGUGCUAUACACCUAGGUUUGCAAAUGGUGAGGCAAUAUGGACAAGUGAUACUUUCGUUGAGCUAUCGUAUGGUUCCACAACCACAAAUCCCACAAUUCCAAUAAACAUUGCCGACACUCCUACAAGCAAUCUCAAUACCAAUGCCAAUGCCAAUGCUCGUGCCAAGGCCAAUCCCAAUGCCAAUGCUCGUGCCAAAGCCAAUCCCAAUGCUCGUGCCAAUGCCAAUCCCAAUCCCAAUGCGCGUGUCAAUGCUAAUGUCGUGCCAAUGCCGCCAAAGAAGAAGGCCAAAAAAGAAGCGGCCAUACCUGAGGCAUUGGGGAAUUACCUAAGUCAAAGCGCUACGGUAAUGGAGAAGAUCGCGGAUGCCAUAGGCUAUGACAAGCAACUAUCUUCUAGAAGGGAGAGGGUGUUUGACGAGUUGCUCAAGCUUGACAUGGAUGAGGAUGAUAGGUAUAUUGUCAACGCCAUCAUCGUCCAGGCAGAAGAUAGGGUGGACACAUUCUAUGGCAUACCCGCUAAUCGCAAACAAAGAUGGGUGGAGUUGGUGGCUAUGUUGGCAUUUAUUGAUGGCUAUGAUGAUAUUUUUCUGAGCCAAACCUGGGUUUUGCCGAUCACUGGACUGUGUUAUGGUUGGUCUUCUCCUUGGUUUCUUGCUAUGUUUGCAGAUGGUAGAUGUGGCAAUGAUGAUCAAUUUAAUGGCUAUGAUGAUAUUACAAAUUCUAAGACGAAACACUCAUCUUGGCAGGACAACUUAUGA
Messenger RNA from Rhododendron vialii, 1320 nucleotides. RefSeq lists its product as uncharacterized. The transcript has 5 exons. Bases 1 to 1320 code for a protein of 439 amino acids. The record is from RefSeq and is a predicted model, not a curated record. Lineage: Eukaryota; Viridiplantae; Streptophyta; Magnoliopsida; Ericales; Ericaceae.